AGCACGUCUGCUACACCGAGUGCGACAAUGGAUACUGCUGGAUCACCAGCGGCCUCAUGUUGCGACAGGGGAUCGGAUUCAGACGGAUUUGUCCACGUCUCGAGCCGGGAGGACUACGUCAUAGUGCAGUCGCCAAAGAUGUCCGAGGAGGAGGCAGCCGCAGCCCUAGCAGCAGCAUCAUCGGUGGGGGCAAAUGCCGCAGGUCCCGCGGGUCCCACCGUUGGCACCGUUGGCAGUGUUGGUACGGCUUCGCACAACAGCGACCACCAGCCUGCUACUUCUAUUAGCCGUCCUACGGCUUGUACUAGGAAAUUGGCGUCAUCCAUCGACCGCAGUCACGCAGCCGCCACCGAGGCCGCCACGACCGCGGCCAAAGCGGCCACCGCCAACAUCACCGGCCCGUCUUCACCACCCGGCCCUUAUCAUUCAUUCCGCCACCACCAUCAGCAACAAAUACGCCCUCCACGAACGAGGGUAGCCGCGGUGUCCCCGAAGGCGCCCCGCCUCCCUUCGCACUACGUGGAGCGGUCGGCCCUGCUCGAGAAGGUCGUCAACGAGCUCAUCGGCAAGAAGCAUCUCGACAACCGUCACGUCAGGAACAGCAGCACUACCAAAAGCGGCGACAACCAACUCCACAACAAUUCCACAACCGACAACAACGGGGACAACACGAACACCAGCGGCGACAGGCAUGGCAACGAAAACAACAACAACGACGACGGUCGCGAGGGUGCUUCCUACGCCCUCCUCGGUGACAGCGGGUCGGGGAAGACCGUUCUGGCGUCGGCCAUCGCCUCUCACCCCGAGGUCCGGAGAAAGUUCUGGCGAGGAAUCUUCUGGGUCAGCCUUGGGCGCGGGGUUGUGGUGACAAGAGCAAGGACGGGGACAGGAGGAGAUCUGCUGAGAGCUGUGUUUCACGCUCUGGCUGCGCAGGUGGUUGCGAUGGCCCAUCUGCUCCCAGCCAACAGUGACGAAGAGACCGCCGCAACCGCACUCCUGUCCCGGUCAGCAAGCCCUGGGGAAACCCUCAAGAAGCUGGCCUCCUCGAACGGGAGUCCAUGGCUGGGGGGGCAAAGCCGACUCCUCGUUCUUGACGGCAUCAGCGAGAGCUUCACCGACAACGUCGACACCAUGGCCGAGCUGCAAAGGGCCGGGUUUGUGGUGCUUGUGACCGGCGCAAAGCCGGAGGCUGGCUGGGACCUAGGGAAUGGUCGUUCCACACUGCAGCACUGCCGAUUCCAUGUGAGUGAGCUGCAGUCUGUGACGCUGAAGGAGGCGGUGGCGAUGCUGCUGAAGACGGUGAGGCGGCCGGGUAGGGCGGCAAUGGAGGUGGAGGAUUCGACACCCGCAGGUUGGGCAGAGCAGAAUGCCGGUGAUGCUGGUGACCCGGGCGUCGACGCGGCGACCCGGGCGUCGAUCGAGUCGUGUGCUCUACAGGUCGUCAACCACUGCGGGGAGAUCGCACCGCUGGCUCUCGCCAUCGUCGGCGCAGUAGUAGCCGGCCAGGAUGAGAGGGGUAGCCGUCGGGACAACUCGCCGCCCUGCGACUACGCUAAACGCUGCCAUCAGAUCGAGCAGCACGUCACCCGGCGUCAAGAUUGUGGUGAUGGCUACGAUGCUUUCAGCAGAGUGAUGGAGCUGGGGUUUGACGCGCUCCCGGGGGACAAGACGAAGGACUGCUUCGUUAGGCUGGGGGUGUUGGCGGAGGGAACGGUGGCUCCGCUCGACAUGCUGUCCAACCUUUGGGAACAGGUGGAUUCAGAGCAAGACAUCGCACGGGUCGUCAACGAGCUCUUGGAGAAAUCAUUCCUCACCGAGAUGCACCCGGAAAGCCGCUGCUACAGCAUCCACAACCGCGUCCUCGCCUUCGCCAAGACCAAGCUCCUCCGCGCCGGCUCCAGGCCUGACGGGGUCGGUUGCCGCUGCUACUGUGGAGUGCACAACGCAGCAGCUCAAACAACGGCAAGGAGUACGAGGGAGGCCGCCGUGACCAAUCAGGUGGGCUACCUGAGCCGCUCGAGCACUCUCUCUCGCUUCGCUUGCUCCGGCGGAGGAAGCAACGGCGUCAUUGGUGGCGAAGCGGGGGCCGCUCGCGGUUGCGGCGGCGACGGAAUGAUGCUGGGGGGGUUGCAGGCUCUCGCAGCCCUGUGGCAGUCUCUGGAGGAUCUCCGUUCUGGCAACGGCUGCUACUGUGGCCACCAGACACCCGCUAGCAAUGACGCGGCACCGCGACCGCGGCCGUUUGUGAGGGAUGCUUAUGGGGCUUCCCUGCGGGAGACAUUCCCGUGCGUGCCGGCAGCGUUUGGCUACUGGACAGCAGCGAAGCUGCUCCAGCUGCAGGGAUUCCUUGAAGAUGCCAAAACAAUGGCGAGGAAGUCUGUACGCAUGGGGCACGCUCUCUACCAUGCUGACGCGGCCCAGGCCGAACAACUGUUCUCCGAAUCCGCGCUUCUCAGGGUGCAAAAGGGCAAGGACGACGAACUGGUCGAUCGGUAUAAGAAGGGGUUGGAGUCUGUCAAGCUGAACUACGGGUGUCGCCACCCGGCCGUGGCGUCCGCUCUUAACAGCCUUGCCCGUGUGGAGCUGGAGCAGCACAAGCCUAUCCUGGCCGGUGCUUGCUACAGAGAAGCGGUGAGGGUGCUGGACGACUCUCUUGGGGAUGACCAUCCGAUGGUGGCGAAGGCCUUGAUCGAUGCGGCGGAAGCAGAAAUGAAGCAAUUCGUGACGCUCCCUGAUGAGGAGGAAAAGCGGCUACUACUCCGUGCUCACGUCGGCGAGCUGUGCUCAAGGGCCCUGUUUAUCUAUGACAACGACCUGGGGACGGCAGGGAUCGUGGAUCCGUGCGAAAAGGCCACGUCCUUCGUUCGCUUGGCUCACAUAUUGGAGGAGCAGGACAAAGUCGAAGAGGCGGAGCGGUUGUGCCGGGCGGCGUUACACACCCUGGAGGAGGAAAGCAACCUUGUUCACGAUCACGUGCAUGUGGCUGCCACUCUGGUCACCCUAGCUGACCUUCUCGCCAGAAAGGUGCGAUAA
Messenger RNA from Ectocarpus sp. CCAP 1310/34, 3033 nucleotides. Lineage: Eukaryota; Phaeophyceae; Ectocarpales; Ectocarpaceae. The record is from the annotation of a GenBank genome assembly.